CUUAUUAUUUCCAAAGCCUGCCAAACACAAUGUAUCAACAAACGAAAUGUUCAAACAACAAAGCUUAAAAGACAAGACCAACUACAAAGACUUCAAUGACAACACUGAAGCGAUGGAUUUAUACUUGACACCAACGACGAGAUCAUACCAGCAAAAUCUUGACAUCGAAGCAAUGAAAUCAAAAAUAAAUGAAAAAACCUGA
This is a messenger RNA of Dentiscutata erythropus, 202 nucleotides long. The record is from the annotation of a GenBank genome assembly. NCBI's taxonomy places the organism in Eukaryota, Fungi, Glomeromycota, Glomeromycetes, Diversisporales, Gigasporaceae.